Styela clava is the source of this 2872-nucleotide messenger RNA. RefSeq lists its product as uncharacterized. The record is from RefSeq and is a predicted model, not a curated record. Lineage: Eukaryota; Metazoa; Chordata; Ascidiacea; Stolidobranchia; Styelidae.
CGUAUUGAUCAGUGUAACGUGAACGUGCAAAGAAAAAUAACAUUACAAAAAAGCAUGUAAGUAGAAGCUAAGAUUGGAUACUGUAUCAUUUGCAAUGUAGCUAUGCUAUACGAAGUAUAUCGUACUUUAUUUUUGUUGAGAAAAUGAGCGUUUUGUUUUAUAGCUGUUCUAUGGCAUAUGUGGAAAAUACCUAUUAGUAUUGUGCCUACUUCUUCAACUCUGUUUUGAAUAUGAAAAAUUAGUUUGAUACAUAAAUAUCUAAAAUUCUCUUAAUUUUGCUACACGUAACACAGGAGAAUUAACAGAAACUUAUAAUAACUAUGAUCCUGUGCGUUUCGUUACUCAUGAUGCCGUUAUCAUUUGCAUUAGUAUCGACUGCAUCCAUAUCACAAAGAUGCCAUCUACCUAAAGUGACAAACGAACUAGACGCCGAGAAAUUGAUUGGAACUACGUGGUAUGCUGGACUGCAGACCAAUGAUAUUGCAGCGUCGAUGAUUUCCUGCGCCAGAUUUAAUAAUUUCACUUCUACAAACUCCAGUUUCGGAAUACUGCUAACGGAACACGGUGUUAGAUUUGUUCAAUUUGGAGUUCAUUUCAAUAAUGACGGAAAUGGAACAUAUCUUUUGAGCAAAUCAGACAGAAAACAUAAUCACGCCAAGCACGAAAGCGAAAUGAACGCAAUGGAUAGGAAAGCGGUGUUGGAUAUGGACAACUUUUUCGACAAUGGAGAUCAUGUGUUCUUGACUGACUAUGAAAAUUACUUCGCAAUUUUUAUAUGUCCACCUAAUGGAGUCGCUGGUAAAGGGCAUCGUUUGGUUUGGGGCUGUUUUUCAAAUCCGACACCAACUUUGUCACAGGUUGCAGCAUUCAUCAAUGUUCUUCAUGAAGUCGGAAUAUCAGCCAACUUUCAUGCUUCAACCUGUUCGGAAACAAACUGGUUGUCGAUAGAGAAAUGAAAAAAUACUAGAACUCAAAUUUCAAGAAGUUGAUAAAAGUUAUUUCUGAUUCCGAAAAACUAUUUUUAAUAGAUAACAUUUUGAAAAUGUUUUGCAAUAUAGAGUUAUUUUUGUUAAUCCAGAAUGUUUCAUCAAUUGCUUUGAAAUAUAUGGUGUUUAAAGAUUGUUGUUGUCGUAAAAAGGGUACCCCUUCAAACGCCGGAUUUUCAUUUCAGUAAACAGACAGACAUUACCAUUUUUAAAUGAAAUAUCUUUCGUUUGCACUACUUGAAGAUUUGUGAGGUACGAAGUAAUAACAAAACGAAACAAAAAAUAAAUUAUUCGACAUUCACAGGAAACUCUCUGUAUUAUAAACGUAUUCCUUUGUUGAAAAGGGUAAUAGUAACAAAAAAAUUAAAAAGUUACAAUUUCAGACUGUUGCCAAGUACUUUAUUGAUGAUGUUCAGUUCCUUCAUUCAAUUUGUGAAUUUUAUAUAUACACCUCAACUCCAGAUCACACAACAGGUUUUGAUUGGAUAUCGAAGAUGUGACGACAUCGGUGGAAGCUGGAAUUGUGGAACAGCUACGGUAACUUACCAGUACCAUGACUGUCCCAGCUUUUCCAGACCCUGUGACGAUGGUUAAUGCUUUCAGUUUCAACGUGAAUUGAAACACCUAAUUGUUGUUUUUCGUAAAAAAACGUCCAACUUUUGCAGAGCACGAGAUCCGUUGGAUGGCCGUACAUUUGAACCCAUACAUUUGCACCCCUAUAUCCGCGGGUUCAAUCUAUAUGAGGGUGCUAAAAUCCAUGGGUUAGGGUUAAUAUGGGUUCAAAUAUCCGUGCAAAAAAAUUCCGUAGGUGCAAUAGUAUGCAGAUGCAAUUAUCGUGGGUUCAAAUGCUGUACUUGGGUUCAAAUGUAAUGGAACCGAUCCGUUGAUUUUCGCUAAGUACAAGAUCCGCUGACGGACGGUCGCGGAACCGCUAAAAUUAUUUUUAAUUUCAUAUCGACGUCCCUCAAAAAACUUCAGAUAGAAAAACGAAUGCCACAGAGCCCACGGGAAGUUUUGAAAUAAAUAAAAGUAUUUAAUUCAAAACACAUUGCUGCAUUCUCUGUCACUGUUAUAUGGAAAUGCCUUAAUAUUCAAAAUCGAGAAUAUUCGAUUUAUGGUAUGUCAACCCCAAGUCCGCUAAUUAUUCCUGAGAUAUGGCCCAAUCAUGGAUCAAGACUCAAAAGUAUGAAUAUGCAAGAAUGUAUGCUGUGCAACGCAACUGAACAUACCGCCAUACGAUAUCCCAAUUGAUCCAUGAAAAUUCAAUAUAGCAUCGCACUCACUGAACUGGAAAUAUAUUUCUGUGAUCCCCAGAGAUAUAUAUAUAUAUAUAUAGUGCGCUUCUCUCUUAUUUCCGAGGGACAAUUUGAAGCCUCUCUUGUUUUGGCGAUAGACUUCCAACUUUUACGAGGCGCGUAAUGCAUUUCUUAUGGGAUUUGACAGAAAUCAAUUAUUUGCGUCGAUUUUACUUGCAUAUUCUCCUGAUCUUGAUUCGUUUCACAUUUUAUGUAUCAAACGCUAAUAUAUCCCAGCCCGCCAUAUGGUGCUAAUUUUGACUGUUUUAUCAAUUUGCGUUAAGUCGUGGAUUAAUAAUAUUGCCAACGUAUCAGUCAAAAGCGUCCAACAACGACCACAGAACAUUAACCAAUAUGGCUUAUCGGAAUCGCUCCCCUAUUUAUCUGUAUUUGGCCAUAUCAUAUCGCCGUAUUUUGCGUGGCGAGCUCAAUAUCAUUGCGUGGCCUGGCUCCGUAGUACCCGACCUGAACCUAUGUGAAGAGGGUAUAUGAAAUAUCAAGGAACUGAAACCUAUGUGAAGAGGGUAUAUUCACUUGACUAACACAAACAGUUCCCGAACUCGUAAUAGAACUAAAUUAAGGAAAAACGUA